AUCCCCCUAGUCCAUCUUCCAGUUGGCGACUGGCUACAGUGGUGCUUGGGGUCUUCUGCCUAAGUUCAGUGGUAGCUGCAGGAGUCUUGGCUGCCAGGUUCAUCCUGGUCUGCCACCUUGUGCGUGAAAGGGAUGAAAACUUCACCCUGCAAAAGGCAAUUAUGGAAAGCCUCCACCUGCAGCUGGAGGUCCUCCAGGCUCAGAAUUUGAACUUGACAGAGACUGUAAAGCAACUUGCCACCUCCAGAGGACAGAAAUGUAUUCCAUGUCUUAAGAACUGGCUACAGUAUGGGGAGAACUGCUACUAUUUUUCAAAGGAAUGGAAAAAUUGGCAAGAAAGCAGGGCUAAGUGCUCUGCUCUGGAGUCCAGACUUGUUAAGAUAGAGAGUAAGGAAGAGCUGGACUUCGUAAUGAGAUCGGCACAGUCUUACAGUUCUUACUCUUUCUGGAUUGGGCUGUCUCACAAUGGAUCUGAGGGGCCCUGGCUGUGGGAGGAUGGAUCGGCUUUCUCCCGUGAUCUGUUUCAGAUCCAGCGAGCCAGCUCAAGUCCUUUCCCAGAUUGUGUGUGGUUUCAGGGUGCAAAUGUAGAUGCUGCACAGUGA
This is a messenger RNA of Apaloderma vittatum (bar-tailed trogon), 602 nucleotides long. RefSeq names its product C-type lectin domain family 1 member A-like. Gene Ontology annotation, biological process: cellular response to molecule of fungal origin. The annotation marks the transcript as partial. The transcript is spliced from 5 exons. Gene Ontology annotation, molecular function: (1->3)-beta-D-glucan binding. NCBI's taxonomy places the organism in Eukaryota, Metazoa, Chordata, Aves, Trogoniformes, Trogonidae. The record is from RefSeq and is a predicted model, not a curated record.